Carassius auratus (goldfish) is the source of this 1116-nucleotide messenger RNA. RefSeq lists its product as uncharacterized. Gene Ontology annotation, biological process: neuropeptide signaling pathway; negative regulation of gonadotropin secretion. The coding region runs from base 216 to 866 and encodes 216 amino acids. The record is from RefSeq and is a predicted model, not a curated record. The transcript has 3 exons. Gene Ontology annotation, molecular function: signaling receptor binding. NCBI's taxonomy places the organism in Eukaryota, Metazoa, Chordata, Actinopteri, Cypriniformes, Cyprinidae.
UCUUCAUCUUACAGGCCGUCUUAAGAAACCUUAGGCACUUUGGUAAGGACUUCUGCUCCUCUUUCAGUUGGACCUGUCGCUCUGUUGCUAUGAAACACUCAAGAAGGUCAUUAGUGAAUGAAUGAAGGUGCAUGGGUGCUGUGUAUUAAUAUAUUAAGUAUGCAAUGCUGUGAGUGCAUCAUAAGGAAUGUCUUUGUCAGUAUGUUUAUUUGCACAUGGCCAAAUAUAUAAAACCCCUGCGUUGUGCUUGGACUUCAGUGAACGAUUGUAAGAUGUCCUACUUCACUCUUGUCUUUUUAGCCCUCGGCACCCUGAGCAGCUUCAUGCUGAGGGAGGUGACGGCUCUCAGGUGGCCACUUCCUGAUGACAGUGAUCCUGAUAGAUUUACAUGGGGACAGUUUCUUGAGAAUGCUCAAGAGAUUCCCCGGAGUCUGGAGAUAGAAGACUUCACUCUUAAUGUAGCUCCAACCAGCGGCCGUGUGAGCUCUCCCACCAUCCUGCGACUUCACCCCAAAAUAACCAAACCAACACACCUGCAUGCCAACCUCCCCCUUCGCUUCGGGCGGGAUACAGAGAAUACCCCAAGGGAACGCGCUAAAUCCAAUAUCAACCUCCCUCAGCGCUUCGGCCGGUCCUGCACAAUGUGUGCGCGCUCAGGGACUGGACUCUCAGCCACCCUACCGCAAAGGUUUGGGAGGAGGAACAUAUUUCCUUUAGACCCUUUCCGUGCAUUGACUCUCUACAAACGCACACCUGAAUCACCAUUUCCAAAAGAAAGGACUCAAGUCCAUGACUACAUGCUUGAAACAGUAGAAGACUCUGUAGAAGAAACUGUAAAGAACAAAGACUACACAGUUUUAGACUAACGAAGCCCACAAACAACAGCUGUUUAUGAGAGAUGAUUUGUUCACCAGUUUUAUGAAUUUCCUAUUCUCUUCAUGCAUUUGCAUCUGUACUUGCCUGCUUGUAAACUGUCAGAGUAAAUUAUGUGACACUUGUGACAUUGUGUUAUUAUUUAUAUAUGUUUCACAAGAGGUUUCUCCAGUCAUUCUCCUGCAAAUGCACUCCGCAUACAAUGCUUAAUGAGGUCGAGGUGUUAUAAAAACAUUCUUUAAU